This is a messenger RNA of Passer montanus (Eurasian tree sparrow), 11969 nucleotides long. RefSeq names its product cat eye syndrome critical region protein 2. Gene Ontology annotation, molecular function: protein binding. Gene Ontology annotation, cellular component: CERF complex. The record is from RefSeq and is a predicted model, not a curated record. The transcript is spliced from 19 exons. Gene Ontology annotation, biological process: chromatin remodeling. The coding region runs from base 529 to 4419 and encodes 1296 amino acids. Lineage: Eukaryota; Metazoa; Chordata; Aves; Passeriformes; Passeridae.
GAGGACGGCGGCUGCGGCGGCGGCGGCGGCGGCAGCGUAGCCGGCACCGGCGGCCCCGAGGCGGCGGCGCUGGACGAGCUCCGCUCCUGGUGGGAAGUCCCGGCCAUCGCGCACUUUUGCUCGCUCUUCCGCACCGCCUUCCGCCUGCCGGACUUCGAGAUCGAGGAACUGGAAGCUGCUCUUCACGGGGAUGAUGUGGAGUUCAUCAGCGACCUGAUCGCUUGCCUUCUUCAAGGUUGCUAUCAGCGCAGAGACAUCACAUCCCAGACGUUUCACAGCUACCUGGAGGACAUCAUCAACUACCGCUGGGAGCUGGAGGAAGGGAAGCCCAACCCUCUGAGGGAGUGCACUUUCCAGGAGCUGCCCCUGCGCACGCGGGUGGAGAUCCUGCACCGCCUCUGUGACUACCGCCUCGACGCGGACGAUGUCUUCGACCUCCUCAAGGGCUUGGACGCCGACAGCCUCCGCGUGGAGCCGCUGGGCGAGGACAGCAGCGGUGCCCUGUACUGGUACUUCUACGGCACCAGGAUGUACAAGGAGGACCCGGUGCAGGGCAAAACCAACGGGGAGCUGGCUGCAGACAGGGGAUGUGGGGGGCAGACAAACACCCCAAAUGUUCCUGGGAAAACGGGCAAGAGACGAGGGCGACCUCCAAAGCGGAAAAAACUACUGGAGGAAAAUUUGCUGAGGGAGAAGGCAGAAGAAAGCUUGCUUAUCCACGAGACUCAGAUAAGAAAUGGGUCCCAGGGGCCUGGCCGUGGGACAUGGUGGUUGCUGUGCCAGACGGAAGAGGAGUGGAGGCAGGUCACAGAGAGCUUCAGAGAGAGGACUUCCCUUAGAGAGAGGCAGCUCUACAAACUCUUGAGUGAAGACUUCCUGCCGGAGAUCUGCAACAUGAUUGCACAGAAGGAGAAGCGUCUGCAGCGGACAGAGUUUUCUCCCAGGUGGAUGUCUGACCAUCAGCCCAUCAAACCAAUCAAGCAGGAGGUAAACCCGAAUGUGCUGAGCUCAAUGGAGAAGCAGAGGCGCAGAGAGGAAGAGGAGGAGCGCCAGAUCCUUAUAGCAGUGCAGAAGAGGGAGCAGGAACAGCUGCUAAAGGAGGAGAGGAAGAGGGAGAUGGAGGAGAAGGUCAAAGCAGUGGAAGAACGGGCCAGGAGGAGGAAACUUCGUGAAGAGCGGGCCUGGCUGCUGGCACAGGGGAAGGAGCUCCCCCCUGAGCUUUCCCACUUGGAUCCCAGUUCCCCUGGCAGGGAAGAGCGAAGGACCAAGGACAUCUUUGAACUGGACGAUGAGUUCACAGCCAUGUACAAAGUUCUAGAUGUGGUGAAGGCUCACAAGGACUCCUGGCCCUUCUUGGAGCCCGUUGACGAAUCCUAUGCUCCCAACUAUUACCAGAUCAUUAAGGCCCCCAUGGAUAUCUCUAGCAUGGAGAAGAAGUUGAAUGGAGGUCAGUACUGCACCAAGGAUGAAUUUGUGGGUGAUAUGAAGACCAUGUUCAGGAACUGUCUUAAGUACAACGGUGAAGGCAGUGAGUAUACAAAGAUGGCUUACAACUUGGAGAGGUGUUUCCACCGUGCAAUGAUGAAGCACUUCCCUGGGGAAGACGGAGACACAGAUGAGGAGUUUUGGAUCAGAGAGGACGGGAGACGAGAGAAGAGGAGCCGGCGGACCGGCCGCUCCAGCACAGGCAGCGUCUGGACUCGGUCACGGGACCCAGAUGGGCAUGGCAAGAGACAGCAACGCCUGGAAAACGGAGGCAAACCUCCACCAUAUCGAGCUGCUUCCAGGGCUCCCGCUUCUUCCUCCUCUUCCUCUUCCUCCUCCUUCUCCUCGUCCUCUGUGGAUGACCCAAGUGGCAACGCAGUGCAGAGUGCUCGAGAAGUGGGCCCUUCCAACGGGCGAGGCUUCCCCCGCUCCCUGCAGUAUGGAGGCAUGCCCAGCCCUGUGCCACAUCCUGGGCAGAUGAGACCAGCGGUGCCGGGAACCUUUGGCCCUUUGCAUGGAUCCGAUCCCACAAAACUGUACGGCUCUCCGCGAGUGCCCGAGCCCCAUCCCGGAGACCCGGUCCAGCAGCACCAGCACUUUGCCAUGCAGCCGGCCGUGGGACUGAGCGAGCACCGCGGGCACCGGCUGGGCACUCCGGAGAAGCAGCCGUGCGCGGCGCCGGCCCACGUGGCCGGGCUGGGCCCCCGCCUGGGCUCCCUGCAGCUGGGGCGCGUGGGGGGCCCCCCGCCCGACGCCGUCUACCCACCGGCCCAGUUCCAGCAGGGCUUCCUCCCGCCGCGGCACAACGGGCCCGCGGUGAAGGCGCCGGAGGGCUCGGAGGUGCCCCCGGGACACAUGUACCGGCCCUACAAGUACCUGAACCGCACGCAUGCGGCCCUGUGGAACGGCAGCCACGGCCAGGCCGCUGUGGGGCCGGAGGAGAAGGCGCCCAUGGGGCCGGGGCCCUCUCUCCAGCCCCGGGUCCUGGGUCAUAUGAUGGACCCGCGGGCCAUGAGGCCGCCGCUGCCUCCCAGCCAGUGGAGCGAGCAAUCAAAUUUCCUACCUCACGGGGUGCCUCCCUCAGGGUACAUCCGGCCGCCUGGGAAGGGCGCGGGUCAGAGGAUGCCGCAGCCGCCGGCCGCUCUCUUUGGGGGGCCGCCUCAGGUUCAGAGAGGGUGCCAGGGCGGGGACUCCAUGCUGGACAGCCCGGAGAUGAUCGCCAUGCAGCAGCUGUCGUCCCGCGUGUGCCCGCCGGGUGUGCCUUACCACCCUCGCCAGCCGCCCCCGCCGCACCUCCCCGGGCCCUUUCCCCAGCUGGCUCACGCCGCCUCGGCCGGCGGCCAGCCCCCAAAAGCCAUGGGAAACGGGAGCUCCCAGGAGCCAGCCGGCCACGCCAUGGACAUGGACAGCAACCAAGUGGACGCGCUGGCAGGCAUGGACGAGAAGGCUCAGUGCAUCAGCAUUCCCGACGGGCCCUACGCCAAACUCCUACCUCAUCCCAAGCCCCCGCUGCCCAUGGAGUGCACGAGGCGCGCCUUGCCCCCGGAUGGGGAGGGGGAUGGCCCCGCUGGGAAGGGCGACCUGAAGGCAGGGCAGGGCAAAGGCGCGUGGUCAGCAGAGAGCGGCUACGCCGGCGACCCUGGCUGCGUGAGGGACCUGGUGCCCGCCUCCGAAAGGGGGGGUCCCCUGCCUCAGAAUGGGGCGGCGGGCGAGGGGCCGGCAGCCGGCCCCGAGGGGAAGGGGCUGGCUGCCAACCUGCUGGAGAAGCCCCUCUGCGGCGGGGGCAAGGCCCUGCCCGAAGCAGCCGUGCCUUGCAUGGGACAGGGCAGCGGCCUCCCUGGCGUGGAUGCCACCUCCAUGGGGGCCACCCCCAACCAGUUUCAUCCUCUCUACAUGUCCAGUCUGGAAUACCCGAAUUCAGCCGGGCGGUACCACAUCAACCCAGGCCUGCAGGGGUUCAGCCCCGUGAUGGGGGGGAAGCCACCUCCUCCUGCCUCCCAUCCCCAGCAUUUUCCCCCGCGGGGUUUCCAGCCAAGCAGCGCCCACCCCGGCGUCUUCCCACGGUACCGGCCGCCCCAGGGAAUGCCGUAUCCCUACCAGCCACAGCCCCAGCCUUCCUACCACCACUACCAGCGACCGCCCUACUACGGCUGCCCGCAGGGCUACUCGGACUGGCAGAGACCUCUCCACGCCCAGGCCAGCCCCAGCGGGCACCCCGGUGCCCACCCGUCCCUGGCCAGGCCCCCUUUCCCAGAGCGGGGCUCCGCCGGCCUGCAGGGCUGCGAGGCGCUGAGCGCCGCCCUGGCCUCUCCCAGCCGCGUGGAUGGAGCAAGUGCCAAAGAGGUUUCUCCAAGCGACGGGCAGGAGCUGGGCCCUGAAGAUGAGAAGUCCGAGGAGUCCCAGGAAAGGCCGGAGAGUCCCAAAGAGUUUCUUGAUUUGGACAACCACAAUGCAGCCGCUAAGAGGCAGAGCUCAGUGGCAGCGGGGGAGUUCCUCUACGGGGCCCCCCCACCACACUUGGGUGCAGGGAUGGGAUUCGGCCCCUCGGCUUUCCCUCCCCACGGGGUGAUGCUACAGACUGGCUCUCCUUAUGGAUCCCGGCAUCCUGCCAGCCACUUCCAGCCCAGGACGUAUGGAUCGCCCAUGAAUGCUCACCUGUCUCAUCACCCAGCCUCCAGCCAGGCCAAUGGCCUCUCUCAGGAGGGCCCCCUGUACCGCUGCCGAGAGGAGAACGUGGGUCACUUUCAGGCCUUGCUGAUGGAUCAGAGAGGCAGUGGAGGUGGCAUGGGGGGGCCACCCCAGGACUUGUAUAGACCCUCGGGAAUGCAAAUGCAUCAGGCUCAAGUUCCUUUCCCGAAGAUGCCUACAGCAACCAUGUCCCGGGAAGAUUUGACACCACAAAAACCAUCAGCGUUGCCUCUGGAUCAAAGCUAGUCCAAGAAAGGACAGACUUCACCAAGACGAAAGCCACACAGGAUUAGGAACACGGAGAGGAGGGGCAGGCCUUGCUCCCAGCCUCCCCCGCCCGAGCAGCACGGAGCUUCCCGGGUCUGCGGAGCGCGGCGCCGGGCCGGAUUUUGGGCUGGAGACCCGCGGAGGUGCUGGGCCCCAGCCAGCCGAGAGCUGGCUCACCACACAGGGCACCCCAAACUAGUGGCUUUCUGUGACCGGAGACUGCGUCUCAUUCAGGGUUUGAGGGAAUUUUCGGGUGGGGAGGGCGGGGGUGGGGGUGGAAACUUUCAUUGACUGCUAAACUCAGGUAUAUUUUUCAGGGUGGAAGAGGACGAUGAUGGAAUUUUACUUGUAGUAUUAACGUGUGUGUUUUGGAGCUGGAUCCAGUUUACAGAAUUUAACCUGUUGCCUUUCUAAAUAAAUUUCUGUUGUUGGUGAAUGUAUUGUACAUAAUGGGGGAGGGGGUGGGCCCAGCUUGUAGUGGGCUUAGCACUGGAGGAAUUGUUAACUGUUUACAAUCAUAUCACACUGAAAUCUUUCAGGAGAGGGUGACAGUUUGGGGGCAGUGGGGAGAGGUGAGGAAAUGUUUGAUGGAUGACUUGCUGUCCCCCUUCCUGUCCUCUGCAACCAAGACACGACCCCAUGGCUGGUUGACUUAAUAGCGGGAAUUGCUCAGGAGCAUAACAUGUCCUCCUCUUUCUCUUGUCUUCUUCCUCCUUCCCCUCUCACCCCCACCUCCACCCCUCUGGAUCCAGGGCCUGAGUGCACUUCCAACUCCUGUCAUCAUGGGGGAACAAGGAAUCUAGGACCAGGAAUUGAAACCAGGGCAGGACACCCAUGGCAUUGUCCCUUCUGCUAGUAUAGUACCCUUCUCCCUGCCUUUCUGGUAGAAGAAGUGUGUGCUCUAGAAAAGAGAAAAUGGCAUAACUGGUCAUCUUAAAACUUAUUUUGGUGAAACCAGUGCAGCUGCAGGUGGAGCAGCACCUAUCCAGUAGAACAAGGGUCCCCACCUCUUUCUCUGACCCUGGGCUAAAUUCACUUCUUAGCAGCAGUGAAGCAGAAAGUGCCACAGGCUUCCUGAGCACUCUUGCUGAGGAGGAAGAGCAAGAAGCUGCCCUGGGGGAAUGGUAGGAUUACUGCAGUGAGCCAUUUGUUGGAUUUGGCAUUUGCAAGUUGCAGGUGAAUUGGGAAGCACUCAGGCACUCAUUCAGAGGUAGAAGUUGAGGUUGAUUGGCUCAGAAGCUGAGGGACCAAAGGGCUGCAUGCUCCAGUUGAGUUGGUUUUACUUUGUUGUCAGGCAGCAGGUCCUACAGGGCCAGUGGCAGCUUCCCCGAGUACAGUGGCAGUACUGCGCUGGGAAAACCCCUCUGUGCCAGUGCUUGGACAGCCACUGCUUGUUCAAGUGAGUUCUGUAGGAAUUUCAUCUGCAUUUAUUCACAUCUUAAAGCUAACACGCAGUUGAUUAUUCUUGGGGAAGCUGGAGUAAAAAAGGGGAGUUUUUGAGUUAUGAGCCUAGGCAGCAAGAGUUGCUGGUUGCACUGGGAGAGGACAGUGCAGGUUAAAAAGAGGAUCUGGCAAGGAGUGGGACACAGAGUAUGGAAGCAGCAGGAGCACAGAGCAGCCUGCUCUUUAGUCUGUGUGAUACCAGCUAGAGGAGGAGUACUGUCUCCAGUUUCUGGAGAACUUUUCUGUCUGAUUUCUUAUUUUGGAUGGUGCCAUCACCCAUGUCUUCAGCUGGAUUGCACCAGGAUGCAUGACUGUACUGCCUUUGUCCUGCUGUGUAGAUCUGCCACAAGCUGGCAGAGCUUUUCAAGGAAAUGGCAGCUAGCAUCUGACUGAGCCAUUGCUCCUUCUGUCCUAACCUUUUGGAAGAACAAAAAGCCUAAAAGAUGAGAAAUAUUCUUUCCUGAAAUAGUUGGGCAAAGGGAGGACUGCCAUGUUAGUGCUCAGUGAGCCUCACUUCUCUGUUGCUAUACUUACUUUUGCCUCUGAUGAGCUGUGUAGGGCCAAGGCAUUUUCCAAGCCUAACAGGAGUUAAAAUUCCUCGUGUGACUGCACAAGUGUGCUUCAGAUGCAGUUCUUACCCACUGCUGCAGCCAGUCUGUGAGCUGUAGCUGCUGGCUGCUUAGGCCAGGCAGUUGCCUGGGACAUCUGUCAAUGUACUGUGGAUGACUUCCAAUAUCUGUCUACAGAUGCCAUUACAUUAGGAAAGGGAAGCUGGGGUUUUUGGUGUGGAUUGUUUUGUUUUUUUUUCAUUUGCAUUCAUCUGUCAGGGAGCAAUUUUGACUGGUGGAUUGAUCUAAACUGGAGGAGAUAAUCCUGGAGGUUGGUCUUUGACUGAGAAAUGGGUAACUGCUUUCCCCAGCCACAAACAUCAUGAUAUGUCUCUAAGUAUAACUCCUUUAAGACAACAAACCUGGGACAAACACAGUUGCUUCUCCUUGUAAAGCAGUCUUUACUUCACUGUAGAUAUAAAAAUAAUUGGAAAUAACAGCUUUAAAAACAGAGGAACUGGAAAAUAUAACUUGCAGCAAAGCAUUGAAAACUGGAAAUGGGAAUGUAGAUUCUGCAAAGAAGCCCUGCCUUACUUCAGCCUGUCUUCUGUGUCACAGCCAGCUGAAUAUUUGAAUGGGCCUCUCCUUCAGCCCAUUGUGAAUGUUGCAGAACAGGAGGUUUUUAGAUGCUACAAAAACUUUCCAAGCAGGCUGAAGCACACUUCAGCUGGAACUGGCACUGAAAACAUGGUUCUAGUGGUCAUGGCCUCUGCAUGGGUACCAAGCCUCAAUCAAAACAGGAGCAGCUAAGGAGAGCAGGAAUUGCUUGUGGUCUGCCUGGAGAGGGUAGUGCAGUGUUAGACAGUGAUAGAUACCCUCACCUGACAGGAGGCAAAUCUGGGAGAAGGGUUUGACUUGCAGCUGUGGAAAACAACACCAGGUAGUGAAGCUGACUCCUCUGGAGGCUUUCUUGGUAAAUGGCUUUGGAUGUAGUCAGUAAUUUUUGUUAAAGUGGCUAACAAGCUGCUGUUUUGAGGACAGAUGGUUUCUGUUGGAAAAGUACUUGUAAAGAAUACAGGGAGCAAUGGCUGGGCUUUCCUGAGGACAGGACAUGCUGAGGUGGAGAGAUGCUGCUGGAGUCUUAGAUUGGAGUUUCCAGGCUUUCAAAUGCUUUGUUCAUAAGUGAGGGUUGGGAGUUUUUCCUUUCCCUCUUACAAUAUCUAGGGAUCCCCUCAAAAUCAGAGCCUCAUCUCGCUAGCUACAAUCUGAGCAAAUCACUGAAAACUGACUCCUCUCAGAGGGAACAGCCCUGGGAGAGGAUUGCUGGGCUGGAAUACCCAUGCAAAUGUAAGGAGGAACAGAUAAUGUGAAUUUUAUGAUUUCCAAACCUUGCUGCUUUGUAGAUAUUGUGGCAGAUAGGUUUGAGGGAUUUAGAAGAGUAGUAUCACAGCUGUUUAUGUACAGAGUGGUGUUUUGUGCCAUGGGUUGGAUUGCAGUGCAGGAGAAGUGUAGCUGCACUUUAAAAUAAGAUGGCUUUUGAGUGCCAUGCUUGUGCCACUAUCUUAAAUUUUGAACACAAUACAGAGAAACUCCAGUGCGUUCCCCAGCAUUGUUGUAGUACAAUAGUUUACCAGGUGGUCCUUCUUCAGAAACCAUCCUGAACUAGUGACUGCAAAAUUUCCUGCAGCUAUUGCUUUUCCCAUCUGGAGGAUGUGUUUUGCUAUAAUUACAGAUUUCAUGUUAAAUGAGUUUAUAUAAUACAUAGAACAAUUAUGAAGUUGACCAUGCUCAAGCACGACAAAAAUUUCCCAUGUUCUCAGAAGAGCUUUGUGUGCUCCUGUACCUUUUUAGCCUCUUGCUCUCCCCACCACUUCCUCCUUUCUAAGUGGUGUGUGGUGUUCCCAAGCUCCCUGGAUGUCAAGUUGCCAUUGCAAAGGCUGCUGUAUAAAAUCCCCCUGAGACUCUGAAUCUUUGGGCAUCUUAGGUGAUACAGGCCCUAGCAAUUCAACUGGAAAGGGCAGUCACUGAGUGUGACUUUUAACAAACUUAGAAGUUUGCAGUCUAUAAAUUCCAUGGUGUGACCCACCAAACCACUCAGUAGCAAUCCAAGGCACAAGCCUGCAAUGAGGAGGACAAAAGAGGAAAGCAAACUUGAAGCUUCAAGGCCCAACUAGUUUGAUUUGUGACUUUGAGGAGACACUUUUUCUUGGAAGCUUCUGAUUCUUUCUUGUCUGCCAAAUGCCUUUCCCAUGCAGGCUUUCCGAAGCAAAUCGCCCAUGUAUAUUUUUGUAAGUGUGGUUUCUCAGGGUCUUGGAGAGCUAUCAGCUUUGUGAUGUCUUAUCUGAAAGCAAGUCACAGUGACUGUCUUUCAUUCUGCUGACUGAGGCAGCUCCCCUGCAGGUUCUCACCCCAACACUUCUCCAUUUAAAAUGAAAGUAUAAUUAGAAAACAAUCUUAUAAUCUUUCUUUAUUUCUCCACUGAUCCCUGUCAGGUUUUUGUUCAUCUCUCUGUUCAGCCAGAGUGGUUUCUUUGUUCUUGAUGGCUUUGUUCUGCUUUCCUUUUCUGAAAAGACUGUGUUGCUGUAUGCUUUGUGGAAUUUCAGAGAAGGUGCUGAAAUGAGUGACAGGGAAGUGUCAUCCCAAAGGAUGGCUUGGAGAAGACCAGCAGUACAAUCUGUGAUGGUGUAGUUGGUCCUGGCUCCCCUUGCUGCAGAGCAGCCAUGCAACUGGGUCUGCACUUAAUCAGAGCAACCCCUUAAAAAGUUUUUAUUGUGGUGCAUCAGUGGAGGAAGAGGAGUUUACUCUUGCAGAAUUCCUGUUUUGCUUUAAGGCGGGUGCUGGUGCUUCAGAGCAGUUGUGUGAGUGCCAGGUCCUUCCUGCAAGGCCAGGGCUGAGAUAGCUGUGCAAGGAGGGCUGCAGCUGCAGCCCCUGUGAGCUUUGAGAGCCUGUGCUUAUUGCAGGGAGAGAGCAUCUCAAAGGUUGCCCUCACCCCUCUCCUCAUCUGAACCUGUUUCACAUGGUGGGGGUGAGCACGCUGAGGAGGAGAGCUCUUUUAACCACCACAUAAUGAACUGUUCCUUUUGGUUUUCACUCUGCCCACCUCCCACUCUGAAAAAGAGCUGGGGAGGGACCCAUUUCCAGCUGUGUCCCAACAGGAGCUGCUGGGGACAACCAGGACAAGGCUCAGUCCACGCCUAAGCAGGGAAACUCAGGACAGGGUUUAAUGGAUUUGAGACUAGAUAUUAACAUCCAAGUGUACCUUUGAAGUGAGCUGUGUUGUGCCCUUCCCUUUGUGGUCACUGUCUUGCCUUGGCUGACAUGCAGGAUUUGGGAGACCGUGGAGCAUUUUGUAGAUCUAACACUGAUGGUCUUGCAUUGAUUGAGGGCUUUUUUCCUUCAUUUGCAGCCAUGGCCUAGAUUUCUUUUGGCAAAUGUCUUCCUCUUUUUGAAACGUGGAUAUCAAAGUGAACAGCCCAUCCAGGAGAGAGCUACGUCCACCAGGGAAAGAGGGGACAAAGGAUUAAUUAGGACUGAGGCUUAAUUGGGAUUUUCACCAACUCUAGCAUGUCCCUCUGUCCUUUGCCCCUUUUAUUUGGAAACACUUGGCUCACUUAGCAUGAGGGCAGUAAGUGGAAUAUCUUCUAAAUAAAAGCAGAACUGACUCUGUGUGAGCACAAUUCCCCUGCUGUGGACAAAGUCAGACCAGAGAGCCACUGGGGACUCCUUGGGACAUCAAAUGAGUAAGGGGCCUGCAUCACCUGGUGCACCCAAACACUGAGACACGGCAGGGGAGCCCAGGCCUCAACUCUCAGUCUGGAAAGUCCUCUUGAUUCCCUUUUGUAUCAUAUGCCAACCCUUCCCCUCUCCUUUCUUCCCAGCUUUCAAGCCUGUUUCCCUCUGCUGGCCUCACUGCAGUCGGUGCUGUCAAGUGCAGGGAUGAAAGGGCACAGGGCUGGCCUUGCCAGCUGCCUCCUCUGCACACACACACACACACAGAGCAGCUGGGGGGAGCACAUUUACUCUCCUCAUGAAAUCAGGGUGUCCUCAGUGGCUCAUGAGUGUUCUCUUGUGUGCCCCUGGGGUUUGCCACCCAGGCGUAGUGCUGUCUGCCCAUCUGCCAGUGCAAGGGUUUGCUCCUGGUCCCACACGUGAUCCUGGCAUGUCUACCUCCAGGGGGGUUUAGGUUAAAAAUGCCUGUGCAUGUACUGUGUACAGCUGUGGAAACUCUUGUCUCUCCUCCCUGAUGAUCAGUGAGUGCUGCUGCCUGAUUUUCUGAGCAAUAAUAACAUGCAGCAGUGCAACGUUGACCUUCCUGUACUGUUUUAGGGUAAGAUGGCUGUGGAACACACUGGGGUCUCAGUCGGAAGUGAGGAGCUCUCUGUGGCCCUACAUUUUAUCAUGCCAUGUUCCUGCUUUCCCAGAGACUGGUGGGUGGUUGAUUUAGGUAGCCAUGAGAGAGCUGGUUGCUGCUUCUGUGUUUGGGAAGGCAGAGAGGGAAGGGAGCAGUUGGAUAAAGUUGAGCCUCAUCCACCCAUCCAUCCACAGAGCAGAGCACAUGGAAGAGGGGUGGGUGGACCACUGAUUUAAUGCCUCUGGGGGAGGAGAAUGACCCACUGCUGCUUCCCUUGGCAUCGCUGGGGAGGGAGUGGGGGAGCCUAUGCCACUACAUCCGUUCAUUUUUCUGAAGUUGGGUAACAUUGGGGUUGUUUUUGUAUUAUUGUAAGUUUGUAAAGAAUGUAAUCUGUCUGUCGGGGGCACAAGGAGAAAACGGGGGCCUUUCUCUUUUUGGGUGAGGCUGUUCUUAUGUUGCUGUGCUUUUUGUUGUUGGGCAGGGAGGGGUCUAGUGGCCAUGGGGGCAAGAGCCUGGCCCUUGUCAAUGGCUUGCAGCUGUCCCAGGGUGACAGGAGGGUGAGCUGAGGCUGCUGCAGAGACCUCCCACACCAAGCUGUGAAAAUGCCUCUGCCUGAGUCCCUCACUGGGGCUCUGCACUGGCAGGUUUUGCUGGGAGUGCUGGGAUGUCACACUCAAGGACUGGGCUUGCUGGUCCUCAGCUCAGCUGGAAACUGGGCUGAACAGCUGCCCAUGCUGUUUGGGAAAAAUUGGACUGGAUGGGCUCAGUUUAUCAGCUCAAGAAGGAGUUCAUGCUGGAGCUGCUCAUCCCAGCCCUUCUGUCCCAGCAGGGCCUCAGGGGCUGCACCCUCCAUCACCUGCUGCCCAAGCCCUCGCCUCCCUCCCCAUCCUGUAGAGCACAGUGUCAGGGAUCCUCUUCUCUCUCCUGCUGCUGCAAAGUUGUGUGAACUUUCCUGGUCAAUACUGGAAAGGGGAAUGCUAUUUAUUUUUAUAUUGUGUAUAUUUUGUCUUGGUCUGCUGAUUACCUUUGUUCCCCAAGAGCGACAGUUACCUCAAUAGUUAGUUUAAUACUGUGUGUUGGGUAAUUUUUUUAAAGAACUUUUUUAAAAUCUUGAUCCUUGGAGGUCUGUAGAUUUUAUUUCCAUAUGAAUUGGUUAUUUUGUAUAAAGUACAUUCUUAAAAUAGCAA